This is a messenger RNA of Callorhinchus milii (elephant shark), 3796 nucleotides long. Its product is annotated as cationic amino acid transporter 3. Gene Ontology annotation, molecular function: amino acid transmembrane transporter activity. The coding region runs from base 204 to 2105 and encodes 633 amino acids. Lineage: Eukaryota; Metazoa; Chordata; Chondrichthyes; Chimaeriformes; Callorhinchidae. Gene Ontology annotation, biological process: amino acid transport; transmembrane transport. The transcript has 12 exons. Gene Ontology annotation, cellular component: plasma membrane. The record is from RefSeq and is a predicted model, not a curated record.
GCCCUCACAGUGCUAGUUCAGCACUGACAUUGGCUACCUGCUCACAGCAAGCUGAUUCUCACAGGCCGUCUUGUCGGGAGGGCACUGGUGGGUACAGCUACACAGUCGCUGAUGUGAUGAGUUUGGCACUUGGGGACUCUGUGGACAUUUUGAGCAAAUAAGCUGAGGAGUGAACGGGUGAUGUUUAAUGUUGUAUUACUGAAAUGCCGAGCACAUCGAUUGGAAGUUUUGGGAAGAAGCUGAUCCGCAGGCGGGUGGUGGACUGCUCCUUGGAUGAGACACGCUUUGCCCGAUGCCUGACAACGCUGGACCUGGUGGCGUUGGGUGUGGGCAGCACACUGGGGGCGGGCGUGUACGUUCUCGCUGGAGAAGUAGCCAGGGACAAGGCUGGUCCCGCCAUCGUCCUGUGUUUCCUGAUUGCAGCGCUGGCCUCUGUGCUCGCUGGCCUGUGUUAUGCAGAGUUUGGGGCCAGGGUUCCCAAGACGGGCUCUGCUUACCUGUACAGCUACGUGACCGUGGGCGAGAUCUGGGCCUUCAUCACCGGCUGGAAUUUAAUCUUAUCGUACGUCCUGGGCACGGCCAGUGUGGCUCGGGCUUGGAGCUCUACAUUUGACAACCUGAUCGAGCAGCGGAUUUCUAGCUUCUUCGGGAAGUACCUGCACAUGAACCUCCCCGGGAUCCUGGCCAAGUAUCCUGACAUCUUUGCUGUGAUCCUCAUCCUACUCCUCACAGGUCUCCUGGCAUUUGGAGUGAGUGAGUCAGCGCUGGUCAAUAAAAUCUUCACAGCCAUUAACCUGGUGGUUCUCAGCUUUGUCAUCAUCUCCGGCUUCGUGAAGGGUGACGUGAAGAACUGGCAGCUGUCGGAGCUUGAUUACAACCAGUCCCGACUGCUCCAUGAUAACUGCAAUGACACCACAGAAACAGACGAGGGGUUUGGCUCGGGUGGGUUCCUGCCGUUCGGCUUUGUGGGGGUCCUGUCCGGAGCCGCCACGUGCUUCUAUGCUUUCGUGGGGUUCGACUGCAUCGCAACUACAGGUGAAGAAGCUAAAAACCCACAGAAAUCCAUUCCCAUCGGGAUCGUGGCUUCGCUACUCAUCUGCUUCGUGGCUUACUUUGGGGUAUCGGCUGCUCUCACCCUCAUGAUGCCUUACUACCUUCUGAACAAAGACAGUCCCAUCCCCACCGCCUUCCAACACGUGAGGUGGGAGCCAGCCCGAUACAUUGUGGCUGUGGGGUCUCUGUGUGCACUCUCCACCAGCCUCCUGGGCUCCAUGUUUCCAAUGCCGCGGGUGAUCUAUGCCAUGGCCGAGGAUGGGCUGCUGUUCCGCUUCCUCGGCAAAAUGAACAAUAAAACCAAGACCCCUGUCAACGCCACCAUCAUGUCCGGCCUCGUCUCCGCUGUCAUGGCCUUGCUGUUUGACCUGCGGGAUCUCGUUGACUUGAUGUCUAUUGGGACGCUGCUGGCCUACUCAUUGGUGGCUGUGUGUGUGCUCAUCCUCAGGUAUCAGCCCAAUCAGCUGGGUGAGGAGCAGCCCAGGCUGCAGCUCAGCGACCGAGGACAGAACACAGAGAAGAGCUCGCUGCUCAAACAGCUGUUUAACCCGGACAACACAACCCCCACCCAGCGCUCAGGACAACUCGUCUACAUCUGUGUGGGAAUUCUAUCGAUGGUGCUAACUGCAAUGUGUAUCAUCAUGGCCUCCUGUAUGCAGCAGCUGCUGGGAGGCCAUGAGCUCUGGCUCACCACCUUCCUGCUGCUUGCCCUGAUCGCGAUCGUCAUCACCGUCAUCAUCUGGAAACAGCCCGAGAGCAACGUCUCGCUCACCUUCAAGGUGCCGCUGCUCCCAAUCCUACCUCUGUGCAGUAUCUUCAUCAACAUCUACCUGAUGGUCAUGCUGGAUUUAGCCACCUGGGCUCGCUUUGGUGUCUGGAUGAUUUUAGGUUUCCUCAUUUACUUUGGUUAUGGAAUCUGGUACAGCUCGGAGGGGCAGAGCGGCCCCCACAGCCCCGGGGAGGCCGGCAGCACCGAGAAAACCCAGAAGCUGCUGGACACCACUCCCAGAAAGUCCCUCGAUGUCAAAACCAUGGAGUCCUCCACAGUUUAAAUACAGAGCAGGGAAUAGGGGCGGGAGAGUGGGGGAAUGCUGGGGAGGGUAGAGUGGGACAGGAGUGGGAGGGGAUAAAUCCCUGCUCUACAGGAGUCGGCGCAGAACUUUUGUCUGUCACUGGGGAUUUGACUGACGAGGGUCUGCGUUUCAUUGCACAGAGUCGGGAAUGGCUCUGCUGCUGGCAAUGUGGGUUCAGUGCCCGGCGGCCAUGCCACCGGCUACACAUUAACACACGGUAACCACAGAUGUUCGCCCGGAACAUUUAACUUAUUUUAUCACCACACCCACAACCACUGGACAGUGUUAGAGGCCUCAUCAACCCCCCCCUCCCCACCUCCCGCACACAGUUACCGCAGUCUGCACUGACCCGGUGCAACUUUCAUGCCAGAGCCUGGCACUGGCUGCCAUGGCAUGUGCCCGGUCCAGACUGCACAUUUUAUACAAGGUUCAAGGAGUGUGUGGGUGGGGGGUUAGUCAGCCCCCCACUUCCUUUUUAUACCUUCUCUACAGCAGUAGAGAUGUCCUGCCCUGCUCCCGGCUGCCGAUUACUACAACUAAAGCUGCUUUAGUGCCUGCUUCAGUGGGUGCCCCGUCUCACACGUCACCGAGGGUGGUUGGGCAGUGUUCCCCACCUGCCUGCCCUCCCCACGCCCACCUGCCCGGGACGGGAACAGCGACUGGUCCGAGUUGCCCAAUCUGAAACCUGCUCCGCAGUGACUGCCCCGAGUAUUGUACGCACAGUGGGUCCCUCACUGUUUAAUUGUCUGAACGGUGAUAUCAAUAUUAUAGAAGUGUAUAUAUACAUUUAUUGUGUAAAAUUCUAUCCGUGUUAUGUGGAUGUAUUUACCCCCAGGCCUUCCUGCCACAGCGCCGGCCUGGCAGUUUUACACUGUGAUGGGGGCUGAGGGGUGAAGGAAAUUAGUCGUAACGCACAUUGUAAAGCGAUAUUGUCCUCACAAGCCCUGGGUGGUGGGGGGGGGAUGUUUAACUGCUGACGCUCCCUGUAAAUCUCCUGUACUGUGUGGUGUGAAUGUCACACCUUGUUACAUUCAAAAGGACUGGUGAUGGUGACGGGGGAUGGAGGGGGGUGAGUGAGGGGCUAACAGGAAACCUAUCGGGCCAUUUAUCUCCAUUUAAUAAAGAGAAAGUUGGGAACGAAGCGCUGUGGGACGCUCGCUGUUUGGGAGGUUAAUCCAGACACGAGUGGCUGCAAGAAGCUGCCUGUAGAGGCCUCCCUCCCUGCUGUGUAAACUGCACCAUUACCCUCUCAGGUACAAUGGAGCCAUCGUUAGUCUGCUCAGAAGAACCUGCCCAUUCCCUGGGUUGUGUGAGUGGCCACAGCUGCUGAGGAGGUAAAUCAGCCAAAUCCCAUCCCAUUACCUUCUCCAGGUUCUGCUGGUAUGGAAGUUGGGGAUUGGUCUGGGAUGUGAUACCCCUCACUCUCCCCGCCCCAGUCCCAAUAUUUGCAAAGAAAUAUUUUGUGUAAAAAAAAACAAUUUGGGAAAACUGAUCUUGUAUUGUAAAUAUUUCUAAAGUGAUGACUAUUAUAUAUUCUAUAGAUUACAUUUAGCUCAGUAAUCACUCGAGUGCCUGUAUAGAAGAUGGCUUUACAGAGCCAGCCUGUUCAUGUCUGUAGCUGUAUAUACGUCAGAAUGUCUGUAUCAUAUGUAUAAAAUUGGCUGAUGUAA